UUUCUUUGUUUUCUCGUGUCCGAUUGACAUACUCGAUAUCAGCAAUGUUUUCAUCCAUUGUUGAUCAAAAUUUAACACCAGAAAAGUUAGCGAAUCUUAAAUAUUACAAGUAUAAUGCAGUGGAUAAAUCUUUGCUGUCUCGAUAUCUGCUACGGCACUACUGGGAUUGGGCCAGCGACUUCUUCCCAAAGAGUAUGGCUCCCAACCUUAUCACCUUAACUGGAUUUAUGUUUAUUUUGUUUAACGUGGCUUUAGCAUGGUACCUGGCGCCGACUUUGGACAUAGACGAAGAUCCACCCCGAUGGAUUUAUCUCAGCUACGCUGCUGGAAUCUGGCUUUAUUCUACAUUCGAUAACGUCGACGGACGACAAGCACGACGUACAAACAGCUCAAGCCCCCUUGGUGAAUUGUUUGAUCAUGGCUGCGACGCUUUAAACACGAUUUUUUCGUCAGUAAUUCAAGCAGGUGCGCUUGGAUCCGGACAUUCUCGUGCAACAGUGCUGCUAUGCUUGAUUGAGGCUUUUGGGUUCUAUCUGUCCACUCAGGAAGAGUACCAUACUGGUGUAUUGUACUUGGGCUAUGUAAAUGCACCAACUGAAGGGAUUGUCCUUGCACUAGUAGUUUUUACGAUUUCCGGUAUCUUUGGCCCUGCCAUUUGGCGUACCCCAGUAGGUCAUAUUAUUCCGUAUCUGCCCCCACCGAUCGCUUCCAUGUCUUUCUCACAUGGCUGGAUUGCUCUUGUGGGCUCGUUCCUUGUGACCACCCACGUUCCAUUAUGCUUCUACGCAAUGUAUAAAGCUUGCCGUAAGCAGGGCAAGCCUUUCCUAUCAACUGUCACCGCAGAAUGCGUACCAAUAGCGGUAUACUGUUCUGCAGUGUAUGCAUGGUGCAUGUCGCCUCACUCAUUUAUUCUGUCGCAUCACUACCUUGUCCCUUAUUUUGUUGCUAUUGGCAUUGUAUUUGGUCGCAUGGCAUCGAAAAUUAUUUUGGCUCAUCUGACGAGAUCUGCUUUUCCUAAGUUCACCAUACUAUUGGUCCCAUUGGUGCUUGGUGCUGUUGUCGUGAACUUACCAAACAUUCCUGGCAUACCCGAGCUGCUUACCCCUCAAUUCGAGUUAACUUAUAUAUAUUGCUUAUUAAUAUUUGCAACCGUUGUUUACUUGCGAUGGGCCGUUGCUGUCAUUAAUGCCUUCUGUUCAUACCUUGGUAUCCGAUGCUUUACUAUUACAACGAAGAAGCCGCAGUCCAAGGCAAAUUAAAUUAAUCAUACUAUCCAUCCCCCUUUUCCCCCGUGAAACAUAUUAUAUAACGUAGCACCAGCAAGUAUUCGAUGUACAAAUCUAUUGAACAAUCACAGGAUGUAUAUGUAGCCCACACAUCAUACUGUAUCCCAUCCCUUUUUCCCCUUUUAAAUAUUUUUAAAG
Messenger RNA from Zychaea mexicana, 1424 nucleotides. RefSeq names its product CDP-alcohol phosphatidyltransferase-domain-containing protein. The record is from RefSeq and is a predicted model, not a curated record. Gene Ontology annotation, cellular component: membrane. Gene Ontology annotation, biological process: phospholipid biosynthetic process. NCBI's taxonomy places the organism in Eukaryota, Fungi, Mucoromycota, Mucoromycetes, Mucorales, Lichtheimiaceae. Gene Ontology annotation, molecular function: phosphotransferase activity, for other substituted phosphate groups. The transcript has 5 exons. Bases 45 to 1259 code for a protein of 404 amino acids.